Linepithema humile (Argentine ant) is the source of this 9202-nucleotide messenger RNA. It is a transcript of the gene hyd, whose product is annotated as E3 ubiquitin-protein ligase hyd. NCBI's taxonomy places the organism in Eukaryota, Metazoa, Arthropoda, Insecta, Hymenoptera, Formicidae. Gene Ontology annotation, cellular component: cytoplasm; nucleus. Gene Ontology annotation, biological process: positive regulation of canonical Wnt signaling pathway; protein polyubiquitination. Gene Ontology annotation, molecular function: RNA binding; ubiquitin-ubiquitin ligase activity; ubiquitin binding. The record is from RefSeq and is a predicted model, not a curated record.
GUAUGUGCAUGCUAUAUAAGCAAGUUUUAAUCAUGAAGAGUUUUGAUGCAUUUAGAAACGCGUUGAGCAACCACGCCAUAUUUGCAUUUGAGAACACGUAACUGGAUGUUUCAUCGAAAACAUGGCUGAAUAUCGUUCUGCUGUGGUGCAGUGAAAUUUUGUGUAUAAUAAAAGAACGACCCGAUAUUGAAUAGCACAUAUGAUUUGAAGGCAUUAUGAGUUCGAUUCACUUCGUCGUGCAUCCUUUGCCAGGAACAGAUGACCAACUCAAUGAUAGGCUGAGGGAAGUAGCUGACAAAAUAAAUAGAUAUGGAUUUGUAACACCUCCUGCUUUUAAUGCUCUAAAAGUAGUAAUAAAGCGUCUCGUAGUCGGACCAACACAUAUUGCUCUUCUUACAGAAGACAAUAGAAUAUGCAGAGUUGCAUUUACUGUACUACCUGAUAGAUUGGAUUUGAGUAAAAAUGAACCUAAUAGAAACACAAGCAAAAAUCAUGUUGGAAAUUCUAAUUCUGCACCAAAUGGGAAUGGAAGUAGUGGUAGUGGUAGUAGAACAAUGUCACGAUCGCGGGCAAGAAUCAUGCGUAGCAGUUCUGCAAUUCGCGGAGGAAGCAGUGGCGGAGGAAGCGGCAGCGGUGGUCGUAUAGGACCGCCGGGAGUAAUUAUGGGGGGAGGAAGUGGCAGCAGUUCACGGCCCAUUGCAUCUGUGCCUGCACCGUUCGUACCAGAAGAUCUUAUAUCUCAGGCACAAGUGGUAUUACAAGGAAAAAGUCGUAAUUUGAUCAUCAGAGAAUUACAGCGUACAAAUCUAGAUGUAAAUUUAGCGGUAAACAAUCUUUUGUCACGAGAAGACGAAGAAGGUGACGACGCGGAGGAUGCAGCGGAUAGUUAUGUCCCAGAAGAUCUUAUAUCACUACUAGAUGGUGGCUUUAGUAAUGAACAUUCGGUUAUAAUUGACGCUGAUUCUAUGUUUUCUGAAGACAUGUUUGGAUACACCGGAAUAAGACACCGUGGAAGUUCUUCGCGCCGCUUGGGCAAUGACAGAGAAGGUGAACGUUCAUCUCAUGAAAGAGACAGAGAUCGUGAUAGUUUUAGCAGAUGGCGAGAUCGUCAAUAUUACGGACCGCGUCGCUGGUUGGAAAAUGCUCUUAAAGAUUCAUGGGAAAAAGAUUCAGACAACAAGAAGAAAGAGUUGGCCUCGCAGAGUCCACUAUGGAUAUCUGAAGAGCUAGAGUGGUGGCAUGAACGCAGUAACGAUCCAGUGCCGCGCUUCGUACAAAUCGCAUCCCUUUACAGCGAGUUGAUUGCCGUAUCAGCAUCGGGACAAUUAUACCAAUGGAAAUGGACAGAGUCAGAACCAUACAAAAAUGCAGAGAAUCCGAACGUGCAUCAUCCGAGAACCAUUCCUUUGGCAUUGACAACAGAAAAGAUAGUCAAUAUAUCUGCUACCGCAAUUCGAUGUUCCGUUAGUACGGAAAGCGGAAAGGUGGCAACUUGGCUCGACGAACUUUUAGGACAUGUUGCUUCUCGUCUUGAACAUCCAGCACAAGCCUUUACCGAAUUUACAUCGGAUAAAAUUGUGUCACUUCAUACAUGCGCGUUGUAUACUGUUGCGAGACUUGAAAGUGGAACAUUAUACUGGUGGGGCGUUUUGCCGUUUGCACAACGUAAGAAAUUAUGGGAAAAAUACAAAGCUAAAUCACGCAAGCAUAGACCAUCUACUGUGCUAACAAGCGAUAUUGGUUACGGCACGUAUGUGUGCAUGAAAAAUAGUCCGGUUUAUAUACCGGGAGCGAUUGGAUUCACCAUAGCUAACGGUGUACCAAAAGUGGGCCAAUUAUUGUCAGCGGCUUGGAACGUAGAUGCCACUUGUAGAUUUAAAAUAUUACCCGCUGGUACACAUGUACCUAAUGCAAACGCCGAUAAACGGGAAUCUAACGGGAACGGAAAUACAGGAGUUGUGAACAAACCGAAUCAUAAGGAAACUACCGAUCGACUUGACAUGCCUCCACCUCCAUCGCCGGCUUCGAGCACUUGUAGCGAUACUGGUAGCAUCACGACGAGUCACAAACGGCAAAAACGUAUGGCACCUCGAAGCGAAGGAGAAUCUGACAGAAAGGAUGAAGAAGAUUGGCAGUUGAAAGAUGUGGUUUUUGUUGAAGACGUCAAGACUGGACCUAUCGGGAAAGUUAUAAAAGUUGAUGGUUGCUACGUAGCGGUAAAAUUCUUUCCAAAAUAUUCAAGAGAGAAGGAAAAGGAAAUUAAAGAGAAGGAUUUCAAUACAUCAGAUUUCAAAGAUCCAAUUGCAGAAGAACCAAUGAUGUUGUUAGCAGAUUGCAGACUUUUACGUAGAGAUGAAGUUCAGGUAAUUAAGUCAUCAUCAAAUCCACGGGCUCCGGAUUGUUUUCAAAGAACCCCUAGAAGAGUCAACAUAGUAGAAGGUUCAAAUGACAGUCUGCUGACUAUCUCAACUGAUGGACAAGGUAUUCAUGCCAUAUUGAAAAGUGGAAAUAAAUUGAGUUACGUCGUGUACAAUUUAAGUACAGGAAGAUAUGUUCAAGAUUAUUAUAUUCCCUCUGAUAUGUCGUCAUUUCUGGGAUUGCAACCGCAAAAUAUUAAUCUUACAAGUGCAGGGGAGAAUAUAGAAUGCUCUAUGAUUCUACGAGAUGGUAAUAAUACUAUUUACCCGGUCGCGAAAGAUUGCGCUGAUGCCAUACGCGAUCCAAAUUGGCUGGAUUUAGUUCCAGUAAAUUGCAUCGGUGCAGCAACCAUUCCUAUUCCCAGCUGUUCCAAUUCGACUAAUCUAAAAAAUCAGGUUGCAGUUAUCGCAUUAGCAUUCGACAAUCUCUUGCUCAUGCCUCGUAUAUUGCGAUGUGAUUACGAGAGCGUCAAGCAAGUAUUUUGUAAUCUGGAACAAGAUUUGAAGAGCAAUUUGACAUUUUCAACUGCAAAUUCUCAAAUUCAAAUGAUAUUGAAAGAACGUUGCGACGGGAACCGUAAUAUACUUCAUGCUUGUGUCAACAUGUGUUCGCCAACUUCCAAUAAAGAAACCGAGCAAGUGAUUGAACGCGAAUUAGUAUCUAAUGCAGUGGAUGGUACUUCAGCACCUAUUGAAGAGCCAAUUCCGACAUUAAGUUGGCCGCCUGAAGCAUUUGACAAUACCUCAGGAGAGGAAGACAGUCUGUUGAGCAUAGGUGCUGCUAGUAUAUCUAUGAUGAAUAAGUCUAAUGUUGGAGCUACAUCUAAUAAUACAUACAUUAUAGAUUCUGUCGAAAGACGUCAUAAUGCAUUACUCAUACUAAAAUAUAUGUGCGAAAGUAAUAUUUUGACGUCGCAUUUAAGAGAACUAUUAACAGCAAAAGAUGCUCAAGGACAAACACCGCUCAUGCUCGCCGUAUCGGUUCGCGCGUAUCAUGCAGCUCUUAUUUUAUUGGAUACUAUACAAAGAGUAGGCAAAGAUGCGAAAGACACCUCUGCCAUGAUACUGCCAGCUGAUGCCAGCCCAGAUCUGUCGCCACUGUUUGUUACUUGUUGCAACGAUACAUGUAGCUUCACAUGGACCGGAGCUGAACAUAUUAAUCAAGACAUUUUUGAAUGCAGAACUUGCGGUUUAACAGGAUCUCUGUGCUGUUGCACUGAAUGCGCCCGUGUUUGCCACAGAGGUCACGAUUGCAAGCUCAAGAGAACUUCUCCCACAGCGUACUGCGAUUGUUGGGAGAAAUGUAAAUGCCGCGCUCUCAUUGCUGGUCACCAAGGUGCGAGAUACGAUCUGCUGUGCCGUCUCGUAAACAGUACUGAUCUCGCUACAAAAAUUAAUUCACGAGGUGAAAGCAUUUUGUUAUUCUUGGUGCAAACGGUUGGAAGGCAAUUGGUCGAACAACGUCAAUUUAGAUCGGCGCCUAGGCAGCGAUCAACUUCGGCCAGUCGCAAAGCACCCACCUCGGAUGGCUUGGGUGCAGAUUCAGACAUGCCAGAUCACGAUUUAGAACCUCCUCGAUUCAGCCGGAAGGCGCUUGAACGAUUGUUGAAUGAUUGGCCAGCUGUUCAAUGUAUGAUUAUGUCGGGCGUUUCUGAAAACGGCACUGAUCAAUUAUUCGGCGAUCAAGGACAGUUGUGUCGGCAGAGUGGUACCGCAUUACUAGACAAAUUCACGCAUUCUUUACUUGUUAAAUGCAGUGCUGAAAUGCUCGAUACAUUGCUCACGACUCUGAUCAGAGAAUUGCAAGACGAGACUGUGCCCGGACGACAGGAAGAAGCGAACAAUGUGGCGCGUCGAUUCGUAAGAUCCGUAGCACGCAUAUUCGUUAUCUUCACCAUAGAAAUGGCACCAAACACGACGAAAAGGCGAAGUACGAGCCAAGCUUCGCAGCCUUUAAUGAAGUGUCGGAAAGUUUUCCAAGCACUAAUUAAAUUAGCUGUGGAAGAAUUGUGCGAAAUAGCGGAUUCAUUGAUAGCACCGGUCAGACUAGGCGUGGCACGUCCAACUGCACCGUUCACGCUAACGAGCUCCGCCAUUGAAGUGAUCAAUGGCUCGGAGGAACUAUUUUCUAUAGAGCCUCUAAUACCUCACAGCGGUGUCAGUUCGCAGACACUGGAUGCGGCUUUGCAAACUCAGCAAGCGAAUAACAACAUAACAAUUUCAAGAGGAGAUGUAUCCGCUGUUGAUGAAACGGAAGGCGGAGAAGAAGUACCUAUGGAUAUGGACGGCGAUAUUAGCGAACAUGAGGAAUCGGGCGUCUCUGGGACCACUGCUGGUCAGCCGCUCGGCGAGGUUGAUUCGAAUGCCGGUGGUGUGGGCGAGGAACAAGCUGGGGACGGUGAAUCGGACACGGAAUUGGAUCUUUUGGCGGAAGCGGAAACCGAGUCCGAUUCGGAUGACAAUCAUAGUAAUCAAGACGCGGCGUCCGCGCAGCGUAGCGUGCAGACCGGCGCGACCGCCGGUUCCGACGGCGGAAUGGGAUCGAUAUUAUUAUUCCCCGAGGACGAGUCCGGGGAGUCGAGUCAGCAAGAGGACGAUGAGAGCGAAGCGGGGGAAACGGAUGAGCAAGAUAACGAGGAGUUUCAAAUUGGCGACGAACAAUUAGAGCGCAGAAGUGGAUCGUCUGCUCAUUUGCAUCGUAAUAAUCUCGCACCCGUGUAUAUGCAAUGGGCGAUACGCAAUCGUGAAUCGAGUACGCGUACGGCGGGAUUACGGGUAACAGGUGGAAGUAAUCUGGUUUUCAUUGAUCCUGCAUCUUUAAGACGAACCACUGCCACGUCGGCCGUCGCGACCGCGCAAGAACCUAUAACCAUGGGGACCACCGCUAGUUGCCUGGCGCGAGCAUUCGGAAUUGUCAUACGACAAAUCGCCGAUCUAUUGGUUAUGAUGCAAGAUUAUAAGAGCCUACAACUUAGCUUGCCACGACUGAUGGAGAUCACCUUUCAAGACGCUCUAAGUUUGCAGUCAUAUUUAGAAGCUCACUUGAAGCCUACUUGGGACUGGCUGCUUACAGUGAUGGACGCUACGGAGGCGCAGCUGAGAUUCGGAGUAUCUCUGACGCGUAGCGCAGAUCCGACUCAUCCUGAACAUCCUCUCAAUAACGCUCCGUCUUUGUCCAGCGGUAAUUUCAGCGGUUUGUUGAACACAGCUGCGCUCUCGUUGACUCUACAAGGAAAUACAGGUCGGAACCCUCGCAGUGGUAUCGCUACGAGCUCGAAUAUCUCCGCUCCUCAAGCUUCAACGCGACUCACCGUUGGUUUUGCAGGAGUUGGCGAGCCUCCGAGAAGCAGUAGGGAGCGCGAAGGUGGCGAUGCACACUCGGCGAGGCGUGAAUUCUUAUCAUAUUGUCUAUCUUUAAUGCGUGCCCACAACAGCGAGCACAGGGAUAGUUUGCCGGUUCUGGACGUUUCCGCUUUGAGACACGUCGCUUAUGUAUUCGACGCACUUGUAUAUUACAUGCGUUCUCUUUCGGAACCGCCUGCUUCGAGAGAAACUCAAAAGGAAUCGUCCAGUUAUUCCAGUUGGAACGAUCAGGAUGAAAAUGACAAUGACGAAAGUGAAGAGUACAAUUCGCCAGCGCCAACUGCCAUGGAGACAGAUUCUGUGGAUUAUCCGGAUUUACUUCAAGUGCCCAUGUGCGGAUCUGGAAAUCAGAAUAGUUCGACGCCGAAAGGGAGGAAGCAUCCUUUCCUGCAGAGAUCAGAUUCUACCUUGUGCCUUGGUUGCCCGCCUCUCGAUCCAUUUGACACUGUGAUGAGCGAGGCGCUGCCAUUAGCCGAUCAGCCGCAUUUAUUGCAGCCGCAUUCGAGGCGCGAAGAUCUCUUCGGCAUCCCGAGACAGCCGACUUCUUCUAAUGCGAGUGGAUCUAGUCAAAAUCCUCUGGAAGGUUUACCAACCAGACUAGGCCUCUCUGCGCGGGGGUUAACGGACAGUCAAAACAACGUCGUCACUCCGACGUUUAGCCAGGUUGUACAAGGACCACUUUCCAAUCCCAAUUUAGAAUCGAGAAGAAAUUCCGUCUCAGCUGGAGAACUGAGUUCAAGUUCCAUCAAAUACGGGGAUAAACUGAAACCUUCUAAUCAUGCCAACGAAGGUUAUUCGUCCCUCGUAGCGGAGCAGAUUGAUAGAGCACCGAUCAUAGUGUCGACGAAUAAUCAGAGCGACGCAGCGGCCAGCACCAAAGGCAAAGACAUAUGCAAAAACAAUAGAAGUGUAAUAGUUAGAGCUGGAACAGUGUCGGAAUCAAACACGAGCAAGUCUGGUGCGCCUGAAAUAUUGGUCGUUCCCACUGUCGAGAGCCAAAACGUGUCCGAGGAGGUGGAUCCAGCAGCUACAAAUCAUGAGAUAUCAGCUCACGAAACUGUUGAGACGAGUCCAGUAGAAUCGGCCAGAGCGGUAUCAUCAAUCGGGACAAACAUUUCACAUAACAUUUUGCUAGGACGAUGGCGAUUGUCAUUGGAUUUAUUUGGGCGAGUUUUUAUGGAAGAUGUAGGGCUAGAAGCUGGAUCUGUAGUGUCUGAAUUGGGAGGAUUUCCUGUGAAAGAAGCGAAAUUCCGCAGAGACAUGGAAAAACUUAGGAAUUCGCAACAAAAAGAUAUCACUAUUAAGGUGGAACGAGACAGAACACAGCUAUUACUACAGACAAUGAAAGAGCUAAAUACGCAAUACAAUAUAUACAACAGAAGAGCCACGAACACUCCGCCUUUGGCAGUGAAUCGAGUUAAAGUCUUUUUCAAGGACGAACCUGGCGAAGGAGCCGGCGUUACCCGGAGCUUUUAUACCGCAAUUGCUGAAGCAUUGCUCGCGAAUGAGAAACUUCCGAAUCUCGAAUCGGCGCAAGUAGGUUCCAAGUACACGCAGUACAAUGUAUUACAGAAACUGAAAAGCAGGGAUCGCGAUCGUGAUCUCAGACGACAGAAUACACGCUCCUCCGGCAAGUGUCGCGAGACACGUCGGGCUUUGUCCUUCGACGCUCGUUCUUUCCACCCGUCGAGCGCGAUCGAAAGCAACAAUAGUUCCGCACCUGGCAGUUCAUCAUCCAGUCAUCCCUUGCCGAUCAAUCACCCCAAUAAUGAUCACUUAACUAUGCAUCAGCAACAGCUUGGCGACAGAUUAUAUCCCAAGGUGCAAGCUUUGCGACCGGCAUUGGCUGAAAAAAUAACCGGUAUGUUGUUGGAAUUGUCGCCGGCCCAGUUACUGAUGCUGCUAGCGUCGGAGGACGCACUGCGACAGAAGGUCGAGGAGGCAUUCGAACUGAUUCACAGUCACACUCAAGACUUGGCCAGCGAGGCACUGCUGGAUCUCGAUGUAUUUAGUUUAACCGAGCGAUGCGCGGCGAAUAAGAAGAAAAUGGAGAAUAGCAUUUUGGAUGAUAGAGAUAAUGCUCCGCUUUUUUAUUCUCCAGGUAAACGUGGUUUUUAUACGCCAAGACAAGGCAGAGCCAGUUACGAACGGAUAAACGCAUUCAGGAAUGUAGGCAGACUUAUAGGAUUGUGUCUCUUACAAAACGAGCUCUGUCCGCUAUUUUUGAAUCGUCAUGUAAUUAAAUAUAUCCUAGGAAGACCUAUACGUUUCCACGAUCUUGCAUUUUUCGACUCUGUCAUUUACGAGAGCUUGCGACAGCUGGUAAUCGACGCUGAAACAAAAGACAGUAACAGUUUAUUCUCCGCAUUGGAUCUUACAUUCAGUAUUGAUUUGUGUCCCGAGGAAGGAGGUGGCUCAAUUGAACUUAUUCCUAACGGUCGUGAUGUAGAAGUGACUGCAAGCAACGUGUAUGAUUAUGUGCGGAAGUAUGCUGAAGUUCGCAUGAUCAAGGUACAAGAGAAAGCUUUGCGUUCGAUGCGCGCCGGAGUUUCUGACGUCCUUCCCGAUGGAGCGCUUGACGGUUUAACUUCCGAGGACUUGCGACUUCUCUUGAACGGAGUUGGCGACAUCAAUGUAUCAGUUUUGAUAUCGUACACAUCAUUUAAUGAUGAAUCAGGCGAGUCGACGGAGAGAUUAGUGAAAUUUAAGCGCUGGUUGUGGUCCAUCGUUGAGAAAAUGUCACAUGUGGAAAGGCAGGACUUGGUGUAUUUUUGGACCGGCUCUCCAGCGCUACCAGCAAGCGAGGACGGCUUCCAGCCGAUGCCGACCGUGACAAUCCGGCCGGCGGACGACGCGCACCUACCGACCGCGAAUACGUGUAUCUCCCGACUAUACGUUCCACUGUACAGCUCCCGUCAUGUCUUACGACACAAACUACUUCUCGCUAUUAAAUCAAAGAACUUUGGCUUUGUAUGAACUUAAUGUUGUGACUAUGUUUGUACGUGUACAAAACAGAGUCACAUUAUUGAUAACGAUACAAGACCGAGGUUAUGUUGUUAUUUUUUUUCCCUAGAAGAAAUUUUUAACAUUUAUAAAUUUAUAAGGUGUAAUUACGGAUUAUGAAUUUCUUGUUCCAGAAGAAUGGUUUUCAUCUUCUUAAACUUUAUGUUAUAUAAAGUGUCAUAUUUAGUCUUUAUAGCGAACAAAUAAAAUUUUCUCUAAACUAUAAAGGCUGUUUUUUUUCUCUAAAAGCGUGAGACUUUACUUACCUAUCUUGGAUUUUACUUGACAUAUGUGCCGCUCGAGCGAUACAGGUUUGAUAACAAAUUCUUUCGCGCGUAAUCGUAAUUGCAUCUUCAUAUAAUCUAUGUAUAAUGUAUUUCUUUUUUCAUAUAAAAGCUAUUAAAAUCUUAUCAAGAAUU